This is a messenger RNA of Xiphophorus couchianus (Monterrey platyfish), 2672 nucleotides long. Its product is annotated as germ cell-specific gene 1-like protein. The coding region runs from base 1715 to 2638 and encodes 307 amino acids. The transcript is spliced from 5 exons. The record is from RefSeq and is a predicted model, not a curated record. Lineage: Eukaryota; Metazoa; Chordata; Actinopteri; Cyprinodontiformes; Poeciliidae. Gene Ontology annotation, cellular component: plasma membrane.
GCUCCUGCUUUCACAAAUGAAAACACAAAGAUGAGUUUGGAACAAAUGAAUUAUCGUGGAGUUCAGCCUGAAAUGUCUGCAGGUUAUAGGAUGAAGUUACAGACAAAUAUGAAUCAGAAUGAUUGAAAAAUGUAUUACGUUUAUUUAAAUGAUUACUGCUGUCAUCAGUUUUAUUGUUACUAUUUAAUGAAGUUAAAGUUUUUACUGCAUUUUGGUUUAUUGAUAUAAGUGUUAAAAUGAUUGAUGCUCAUUAUGCAUCUUAUCAGUCAGAUACAGAAAAUGUUAACGAAGAAAGAAAGACUGUUGUAACCCAGGUAAUUACUGGGCGAUGCCACUAAGACAGGAUGCUGUAAGAAAAUGUUUAUGCUUCUUUGUUCUGUUAUUUUACUGAGUUUAAUAAAGUCAAACUCACAGAAGGAUUUUAGUGACAGUUUGUUAGAAACGACCCGGCCGUCGAUCAGGAGGGAAAUCCACUAAAUGUCUUUUUUAAACAAGAUGGCCGAUCACAGAAUGCUGCAUCCAUGCAAAUUAUCGGGAAGUUAAGUGGAAGGAAAAAGUGUGCUAGAACCAGAGAUGUGUCCUUGAGAAGGGUUAGGACAUUAUUUUAUCUUAUGUAGUUUUUUGACUUUUUUUUCAGGUUUUUAAAAACAAGAAAAGUCAAUCAGAGAAAACAUACAAAACCAAGAAUAAAAUAAUUAGUUUACUUUCAGUUUGAAAAGGAGAAGGAAGAAGUGAACAUUAUUCAAUCCUGCCCCUUGUCUCAAUUUAAUGAAACAUGUUACCUACUGACUCAAAAAUGAUCCAAAAAUUGUAAUAAAACCAUUAUAAUAAUCAUGUAUCUGCUCAAUAAAAGAGCCAACAAAUAAAUGACAUUGAAUAGAAAAAUGGUUUCAAACUGACUCAGAACAAGACAAGAAAAUCUACGGAUCAAAAUAAUGGAGUUAAUGACAAUCAUGAAUAACAACCAGACAUCAGAAUAAUUACCAACUCUUCAUCGUUUUAAAGCUAAAGUCUAAUAAAUUUCUCAUGUUAAACUUUCUGACAUCAACAGUUUCCAGGCAGAGAUGAAGGUUUGGCUCUGCAGCAACAAACAAACUGAUUCUAUUGUCUUUUCCAUUGAAUCAGUUUAACUUUUCAACAGUCGGGACGCGAUUAGAAAGAGAUUUACCCUCCACACACUGUAAACACACACACACACACACACACAGACACACAUAUUCUGGAUGGAUUUUCAUAAGAGACUGCCCACAUUAUGUCACUGGUCAAAGUUAAACCGGCUCUUGAUCUGCUGCCUCUGGCUGCAAUCGGUUUGAAAUGCUGGGAGAACGGAAGCAGCCAGAGCCUUGCUGUGGAUUAUAAUCUGAGCUCAAAGGAAGUUUGGAGCAUAAUUUGCCCUUUGUAAUGGAGAAUACUGCAUGAUGAGAUCUGCUGGAGGGGAGGAGCCACGGGUUUGAUUUGAAGCUGAAGAGGCUGAGAGUUUAAAUGGUCAGAGACAGAAAAUGGGUUUGUGUCGUUCCUGUGGAGCCGAGGUGAAGAGAUGCAGAACAAGCAGCGAGCUGGCAGAGGGACGCUCUGCUUUCUCACCCAAGGAGCCCCAAACGCAACAAGAUUAUGAAGAUUUGACAUCUCUGCUGGGAAGCAAAACACUGUGGCUACAUAUUGAAAGCCAGGAUUAGUCGCCUUUUCAUUUCAUCUCUCUGGCCUGGCCUGGACCAUGAGGCUGGAGCGCGGCCGGCGAGCUUCCCUGGCAAUCACUCUCAACUUUGUGGCUUUGGCUUUCGCCGUGUCGGCGGUGACCACCAGCUACUGGUGCGAGGGGACCAGGAAGGUGGCCAAGCCCUUCUGCUCCGGGCCGCCGGUCCAAAUGAAGCAGAUGUACUGCAUCCGCUUCAACAGCACCAACCUCAACGACAGCCGGCAGGUGCAGUACAUCUUCGAGACGGGAGAGGAGAAGUUCAUCCUCAGGAAGUUCCACACCGGGAUAUUUUACUCCUGUGAGCAGGCUGUGGAUAUGAACGGAUUUGAUUGUCGAAGUUUUGCUGAGAUUGCUCCUGAACAUCAAAGAGGCGUGCUGUGGCUGUGUGUGGUUGCAGAGAGCCUGUACCUGGCUCUGCUCUUCGUGGGCGGGGUUCUGAUGAUUCUGGAGCAGAGCCGCUGCUUCAGCGUCAUGAACAAGCUGAAACUCAGUGCCUUCGCCGCCAUGUGCACCGCCCUCUCAGGCCUUUGUGGGAUGGUCGCCCACAUGAUGUUCACCACCAUAUUCCAUCUCUCCGUCUCUAUGGGACCUGAAGACUGGAGGCCCAAGACUUGGGACUACAGCUGGUCUUAUGCCUUAGCCUGGUGUUCGUUUGGCACCUGCAUGGGCUCUGCAGUCACAACCCUGAACAGAUACACCAAGACCAUCAUAGAGUUUAAAUACAAGCGGCACAACAUCGAGAAGAACCUGCUGAUCAAGCAGAAGAUGAUGGAGCUGGGUCUGCCUGAGCAGGUGUGGAACAUGUACCUGACCGCAGCUCCGGCUGACCUGGAGGUUCUGCCACAACCGCUGGUAAACGGCCACAAGCCUUCCACCGGAGCGCUGUACGUGUUUGAGGAGGUGGAGCAUCCACCGGAGCAGCAGGUGGAGGCGUACUGCUGAAGGAGGAGAAUAUUUACUCUCCCUGCUUCACAUC